Molecule: messenger RNA, 2187 nt
Organism: Penicillium coprophilum
Lineage: Eukaryota; Fungi; Ascomycota; Eurotiomycetes; Eurotiales; Aspergillaceae
Exons: 2
Coding region: 1-2187 (728 amino acids)
Source: RefSeq, a predicted model, not a curated record
AUGAAGCAAUCUAUGAUUGCUUCCCUUGCGGCUCUCGCAACCUCAUGCUCCGGAGUUCAAGCCGCUGAUAGCUUGAUCAAUGUGCCUGUCAAUCUCUGCGCCGCCAUCCUCGGACAAGCCGCAUGCGACCAGAAGACCGCCACCAAUGGCUUGAUCAGCGUGCCAGUCAACGCAUGUGUGGCAGUCCUUGGACAAGCCCAGUGUGACCAGCUCUCUUCCUCUUUGACCCGACGCGGCGAUUCGUUGAUCAGCGUACCCGUGAAUCUUUGCGCUGCGAUCCUUGGUGAGGCUGAGUGCAAGCAGAGAACCGCCAGCGCUGAUGGCUUGAUUGAUGUGCCGGUCAACGCAUGUGCGGCUGUACUUGGACAAGCCAAGUGCGACCAGUUCGCUUCCUCGUUGAGCAGACGGAGCGGCUCCUUGAUUAGCGUGCCCGUUAAUCUUUGCGCUGCAAUCCUUGGGGAGGCCGAGUGCAAGCAGAAGACUGCCAGCGCUGGCGGCCUGAUCGACGUGCCUGUUAACGCAUGCGCGGCAGUGCUUGGAGAAGCUAAGUGCGACCAGGUCGCUUCCACUACCGGUAGCGGGGAGGGUUCCCUGAUUAGCGUGCCUGUUAAUCUCUGCGCAGCUAUUUUGGGAGAGGCCGAAUGCAAGCAGAAGACCGCAACCGCUGGUGGCUUGGUCGAUGUGCCCGUUAACGCUUGUGCGGCUGUGCUUGGACAGGCCAAGUGCGACCAGGUCGCUUCCACCGCUACUGGUGGUGGCAGUGGCAGCGGUAGUGGUAGUGGCAGCGGUGACGGCUCCCUGAUUAGUGUGCCCGUGGGACUUUGCGCAGCGAUCCUUGGAGAGGCUGAAUGCAAGCAGCAGACUGCCACCCCUGGCGGCCUAAUCAACGUGCCUGUAAAUACCUGUCUUGCAGUCCUCGGAAAGGCCAAGUGUGACCAGGCCUCUUCUCCUGGCAGCGGCGAGGGCUCCCUGAUCAAUGUUCCCAUCAACGUUUGUCUGGCUGUUCUCGGUGAAGCUCACUGCCACCAGAGCUCCAACCCUAAUGGUGGCCUGAUCAACAUCCCCAUCGACCUGUGCUUGGCUGUUUUGGGAGAGGCUGAGUGCCAUGAUGCAUCAUCCACCCCUCCCCCGGCCGUUACCACCAACCCUGCUGUUCCCGGCGUUAUUCCUGGUGAGACUGCCACUCCUGGUGUCCCCGGUGUUACUCCUGGUGAGACUGCCACUCCUGCUGUUCCCGGUGUUGUCCCUGGUGAGACUGCCACUCCUGGUGCCCCCGGUGUUGUCCCCGGCGAGACUGCCACUCCUGGCGCCCCCGGUGUUGUCCCUGGUGAGACUGCCACUCCUGGUGCCCCCGGUGUUGUCCCCGGCGAGACUGCCACUCCUGGCGCCCCCGGUGUUGUCCCUGGUGAGACUGCCACUCCUGGUGCCCCCGGUGUUGUCCCCGGCGAGACUGCCACUCCUGGUGUCCCCGGUGUUACUCCUGGUGAGACUGCCACUCCUGCUGUUCCCGGUGUUGUCCCCGGCGAGACUGCCACUCCUGGUGUCCCCGGUGUUACUCCUGGUGAGACUGCCACUCCUGCUGUUCCCGGUGUUGUCCCUGGUGAGACUGCCACUCCUGGUGUCCCCGGCGUUGUUCCCGGCGAGACUGCCACUCCUGGUGCCCCCGGUGUUGUCCCCGGCGAGACUGCCACUCCUGGCGCCCCCGGUGUUGUCCCUGGUGAGACUGCCACUCCUGGUGCCCCCGGCGUUGUUCCCGGCGAGACUGCCACUCCUGCUGUUCCCGGUGUUUCCCCUGGCGAGUCUUCCGUCCCUGGCACCGAGGCUUCUAGCACACCUGUGGGAACUAGCCCCGGAGGACCGGACUCCAGCUUGCCUUCUGGUCCUGGGUCACCUGCACACAGCCAUGUUCCCUCCCUUACCGUUGGACGCCCAUCCCCCACCGGCGCUUUCACUCGUGUCACUCCCAGCUUCACCAAUGUUGUGACUGUCUGCAAUGCUGCUUGCCACGCAUCCAAGACUUCCAGCGGUCUUGUGGCUCACACUUCCCCUGCCUCCGGUGGCAACGGCGGCAAGCCCGGCCCCAUGGCCACUCCCAGCACCAUUCCGUUCAACGCGGCCGGCCGCGCGACUCUGUCCGGCGUUGCCAUGGUGUUUGGAGCUCUCUGCGCCAUCGCUAUGCAGAUCUAA